Messenger RNA from Amphibalanus amphitrite, 2414 nucleotides. RefSeq names its product mitochondrial E3 ubiquitin protein ligase 1-like. The transcript is spliced from 2 exons. The record is from RefSeq and is a predicted model, not a curated record. The coding region runs from base 269 to 1330 and encodes 353 amino acids. Lineage: Eukaryota; Metazoa; Arthropoda; Thecostraca; Balanomorpha; Balanidae. Gene Ontology annotation, molecular function: ubiquitin-protein transferase activity. Gene Ontology annotation, biological process: protein ubiquitination; organelle organization.
GGUUCGUUAAAUUUACACGUGAUGUUUGGGAUAUAGAAGGCCCAUAGAGCGGGAGAAGUUCCAAAUGUCACGUGACUAAUAUGCCCUCCGGUGCCCUGUUUUCACCGGCGUCCCUUUUUUGCAAACGAGGCAAUUUUGUCAUUGCUAUUUUUACUCCGGAUUUGAUUGAAAAAUCACAGAUAGCAGCUAAUAAGCAAUUUCACAGCACUGAGUUCAUCUUGCGGCUGAUUCUACCUGAUGUAGAUCCCAUCACUCUCAGUCCCUAGCCAUGCCGGUCUGGGGGCUCAGCGGCUCUGACGUGUUCUCGGAGCUGCGUGGGGUCGCAGUCGAGCUGUGCCUGCUGGCCGGUGACGCUCUGCUCUGCACCGGUCUGGCGGCCGCAGCGCGCAAUGUGGGCGCCGCCGUGACGCGCGUGCGUGACGCCCCCGGCUUCGAGGCCGGCCCCAGUCUGGUGGAGCGUGUGACGGCCGCCGGGGGACGGAUGGACUUUGUGGCCGUCCGCGGAGAGGUGCGUGCACUGGGCGAACCGAUCCGCGCGCACGCCGACCCGUCGGUGCGCGGGGUGAUGCAGCGGCUCUCACUGCGCGAGCACACCUGGGAGAACCACUCGGGCUUCUGGUCGGAGCGGCGGCGCACGGUGCGCGAGGCACUGAACACCGUGCCGUUCGCGCUGAGCGGUGCCGGUCUGGCGGUGGUCGUUCAGGACGCCGACUCGCUCUCGGCCGACCUGUUCACCGUCAAAGACGAGUUCGUGCCCACGGAGCUGUCGCUGGCGCAGAGUGUGUGGCAGUGGCUGCUGGGCUCGCGCCAGCAGGGUCUGCGAGAUGUCGAGGAGAUGCUGCUCGAGGGCACCCGUGUCACUGGCUACGGCGAGCUGACCCUGAUGGAGCGCGGUUUGGAGCUGAGGCCGCCGUCCGGCGAGCUGCCCUUCAUCCUGACCACGCGCUCCGAGACGGCCCUGCUGCGUGAGCUGGAGGCGCAGAGGAGCGUGGCCCGCGGCCUGCUGGCGGUGUUUGUGCUCGGCGGUCUGUGCGGCGCCGCCUGGACCGGCCGACGGCUCUGGCGCGGCCUCGAGGAGCGGCGCAGGCGCCGCCGGCUCGCUGACGAGUACGAGGCGAUCCGCACCGAGCGGCGGCGUCGGGAGCGCGCCGGGGACACGGUGGAGGAGGCGCUGCAGUGCGUGGUGUGUCUGACCAAUCCGCGCGAGGUGGUGGUGUCGCCGUGCCAGCACGUGUGUCUGUGUGUGGACUGCGAGGAGCAGCUGCAGCAGCGCUCUUGUCCCGUCUGCCGGCGGAAGGUGACCGGCGUGCUGCCCGUAUACCUGGCGUGAAUCAGAACUGGGUGUGUGAGCCGCACACAGUGCGGUGUAUGGGUCUGAUUUCUAGGCUUAAUGUCUAGGUGUGGAUCUUUUGUCUAGGCUUGCCUUUGUCCAGAUAUGAUGUUUUUGGUUGUUUUGUAACAACUCUGAACUAACAUUUUGAAAGCAUUUUGUGGAGUUCCUAUCACGUGACUCGCUAGUCAUCAGAGCUAAAUCUUGCUGAGGCUAUCUCGUCAUUAAAUACUGGCUCAGAAAUUCCACUUAUCACAGCCUUGGCCGUACGGUUCGUUUGAUAUCAGAUGAUAUAUGUGCUGUAAGACAGCCCGUCUUCCUGUGAGAGAUCCUGGUCUGGUGUGGGACUUUUUGAGUAGUCUUCCGUGGUAGGCAGCCCAGGAGCUUAUAGCGUGACCUCACCUGACCUGCUGCUUUAUCUAGCUGAUAGCAGUCCUAGCGUACUGCUGGUACACACCGUAGUCGUGCGCUCGGUGGGUGAGAUUCGUCGAUGGUAUGUUUCUGAUGGAUAUUUCGAAGUGCCUUAGCUUAGUAUUGGCUUGGAUAUCCGCACUGUGUUUGCUUGCUUGGAAAAGCUUUGGCUAGUAAUACGUGCUGUGAUUAUAUGGGCAAUGUGUUACCGACAGUGUUGAGGAGAGAAGAGUGUUGAUUCUUGUAGUUACUGUCAGGAUGAAUUGAUAUUAUUGCGAGCCCGAAUAAAUGUGUAAGCUGUACGAGGCGUUCCGACAUAAUGACAUGAAGCCUGGCCGUUGGAAUCCAUCGGUAACUGUUUAGAAGUGUUCAGGCGUCUCCUCGGCACCGAACACUGGCGAGUGGCGACUUAGAAAGUGAAAUGGUCUUAUGUUUUGCUGGUCAAGGGUCAGGUCAGUCACCCGCGGGGUCAGGAUCAGGGUAUAGGGCCUUACAUCUUGAGCGAGAAUUGCGAUUGGACCUCCGCUGCAGAUAAUUAAAGUGGAGUAAUUGAUGACAGAGUAUGAUGAAUGAUGAUUGUCAUUGAAAUAUGCCACGAUCAGGGUGAAACUGGGAUGUACCUGGGCGACUAUGCUGUUAACUCACGACAAAAACAAUGUGAACAAUUAAUUUA